This is a messenger RNA of Wyeomyia smithii (pitcher-plant mosquito), 2986 nucleotides long. RefSeq names its product limbic system-associated membrane protein-like. Gene Ontology annotation, cellular component: neuronal cell body; plasma membrane; axon. The transcript is spliced from 11 exons. Gene Ontology annotation, biological process: synapse organization; homophilic cell-cell adhesion. NCBI's taxonomy places the organism in Eukaryota, Metazoa, Arthropoda, Insecta, Diptera, Culicidae. The coding region runs from base 1021 to 2472 and encodes 483 amino acids. Gene Ontology annotation, molecular function: protein binding; axon guidance receptor activity. The record is from RefSeq and is a predicted model, not a curated record.
UUCGACCUUUUCGAGUUCAGUAGCAGUUGGAACUUCCAUUGAGUUAGAGUUCGCGUGGAAUGUGGUGGUUGGCGGAUUCAAAUUCAACUCAAAGUGUGUUUCUGAUUGUGUCCUUUAAAAGUGCAUUGAAGUUUAGUUGAAAUAUGCGCUUCAUCUGUCCUUAAUUUGAAUAUAUUGGAUGUGUACAUGGUUGUAUCCAACAUAAAAGCAAAUGGAAAAGUUUGGGGCGUUUAAAAAAUACUGUUUAGUAUAUGCAGGUCCACCCAAAAUAAUGCAGAUAGAAAAUUGUAUUUACACGGUACAAUACUGCGGUCUUUGGUGCCAAGAAAAAUGAAUUCAAUAUAUGUUUUGUGUUCCACAUCUACAAAGAGUAAACAAAGACCAAACAGUAACGGUUGCAUAAAUAAAUGAAAAAUAUAAUAAAAAUUUACAAAGCGGAUAUUAACGACGGUGAGCGAGAGACUGAAUGAGGAAAACAGAAGGAAUGAUAUCAGUAACAAUAGAACAGUUAUCCUAUGGAAUGGUAUCGGGUGAGGUGCUGUACGGCUCGAGUAUUUGCAGUUGUGAAGUGAUCUCUCCAAGCAACAGUAAAUAUACGUGGCUGUGCAAGUAGCAAAGAAUUGUCGUGUGGCUUUGGCCGGCAGCCAAAACAAAUAGUGAGGGAAGAGUUAGAAAAGAAGCCACCCAGUGUUUGCUAACGUAUUUGGAGCGGUAGAACAGCGUGCCGAUGUCGGUUGCAACUGAAGACCAACAGUUCAACUAAAGCACACAACAACAGUGAGUAAUAAAAGUAUCAGUGCAGGAAUAGUGGCUAAAUACUUUGGUUUGUGGAAUUUGUGGAUACUGCAUUUUGACCCUAGAAUGUCGUUUCGUUUUGACAGUGUGUGACUGUACGCGGAAAAGUAAAAGUUUUGACUUCAGUGUUUGUGAACGUAAUCACGAGCAAAGUUUACCCUAAGGGCUCGAAUUGUUCUAUUCCCGUUCAGAAAAGGAAAUCCGGCGCACUAAAGGUGGAAAACAAUGGCGGCAUAUGUAUAUCAUAUUCUACUGUUUUUUUUCUUCGCCCAGGAAACGGCUUACGGUACAUCAUUUGGUCAUUCAUUCUCAGAUUCACUAUCGGAUUCUGACUUGAUUGACAAUCCGCCGUUGACUCAACCAAAGUUUACUUCCCGUGCUCAAUCGAUACGGGCAGUUAUUGGCGAUUCUAUCACGCUGCCGUGCGAUGUGGACAACCUAGGUAGUAACAUUCUUUUGUGGCGUCGAGGAAGUGCUGUGGUAACGGCUGCCAACCUUAUCAUUACGAGAGAUUUGCGGUUCAAACUUCUUAAAGGAUACACGCUGCAAAUCAAAAACGUUCGCCCGCAAGAUGCUGGCGAUUACAGCUGUCAGGUAGGUGAUCAUGAUAACCGGGAUCUUGUGCAUACGGUAGAAAUUCUAGUGCCACCUUCGGUACGAUCCAAUCCGGAAACUGGUCAUGUGACAGUACGGAAGGGUGGCACAGCGACGCUCGAAUGCAAGGCCAGUGGCAAUCCGGUGCCGAGCAUCAGCUGGAACCGAAAGGACUCAUUGCACGACACAUCCCGUUUGGCUGAAGGACCAACGCUGUUACUAGAAAAUGUGAACCGACAGGAUAGUGGCACUUACCGGUGCUAUGCGGACAAUGGUAUCCGGGAGCCCGUGUUUGUCGAUAUGCAGCUCAUCGUACUCUCUCCACCAGAAAUUACUGUCGAGAAGACUUGGGCUCAUGCAGGUGAAGGAUAUGAAGCUCAGUUAGUGUGUACUGUUCAUGGAGACUCAACACCAGAGAUGAUGUGGUAUCAGGAUUCCUUCCUCCUCCAUCCAAAUGAUCGACGAACGAUGGACACUAGGGGUGAUAAGCAUUACUUAGCGAUUCGAAAUGUGCGCCCAUCUGAUUUCGGUAACUACAGUUGCGUAGCUGAAAAUUCACUUGGUCGUGCCAAAAAAUAUAUAGAGGUAUCCGGUCGUCCCAGUCCGGCCCAGUUCCAUUCACCUAUGUACAGCCGCUAUCGGGAAAUGUAUAACCUAACAUGGAGCGUUGAAUCAUUUCUACCGAUUGAGGAAAUACGUUUGCUCUAUCGAAAAUUGAUGAUGAACGAGUCUUAUCAGCAUCCAGGCAGAUGGCACGACGUCAUUCUGAACCCACCGUCGACGCGGACCGAGUCCUAUCGGCACAUCAUGACGUACACCAUCCGAGGUUUGGAUCCGAAUUCAGUGUACGAAACGAUUGUGCAGGCGAAAAAUCGAUACGGCUGGAAUGAGGUCAGUGAUAUAUUCCAGUUUUACACAUUAAGCACUGAUAUGUCUGAAGAGGACGUCGAACAGAUAUUAAGUUCUACGGUCUUCGGAAACCCUUUCAGCUGGGCAAGCAGUGUUCAACCCUCCCUGAAUCGAAACUGGAUGCUACUAGUUACAGCUGUGUUGUUUAUGGAGUGUUUUUGUUCGCUCUUUUGACUUCGUUAAUGCAUGUUUUCUACGAUAAAACUCAUUCUUUGAUUUGUUAAAAUCAAAUCAGAAAUUUGAUACACCAAGAUACAAUUUAGCGUCAUAAGAUAUUGUACUGAGUUUCAAAAGAAAAAAGAAAGUUUCAAAAAAAUAAAUGAAAAAUAAAAAUUUAGAUGGUAGUGCAUAAGCAUUUGAUUUUCAAUUAAUCGAAUGAAAACUUUCCUACAAAGAAUAUUAUAAAAUUAGAAAUAUUAUAAAAUACAAAAGCAGGUGUAUUGAGGUAUUGAGUACAGAAAAGUCAAAGGCAAGCAGAUGCAUUGAGAAGAGAAGUCUGGAAUGUAAUCUUCGAAACCAAACGAAACAUACAAAGUUAGUGUAAUUUAGAUUUAAGUAUCUAGAUAUCUAUUCUAAGCCGUAGUGAAAAACCUAGAUUAAUCUAGGUAGUUCUUUGUGAACAUCGGAAAAAAAACUAAAAUUACAAAUCAAAACGAUUUUUUUAAUAAAGCUAUCUUCAAAAACUGUA